UUAUCUUAAUCCGUUUUUCAUAGUUAACGAUCUUCGUUUGUUUUGAAUUCUCGACCGUUCGGAAUUCAAAUAUCUUUCCAGACGUCCCCCAUAUAGUUCUUAAUUCUUAAGUCAGUUUAGUUGUUACUAUUUAAUGUUUAUAUUGUGCUCAAUGUUAAUGGUAAACAGUGUUUUGUCAUUUGUCAAGUGACAAGUAUAGACGACUUUACUGCACGUUUUACAUACUUAUUAAUUAGAAUGUAGAUGAGUUUAUAAUCAUGUCCAAAUCAGGCAUAGAACCUAAAGCUUCGUCUACUGCUGUCAAAUCUCAAGAUCAACGGUCUCUAAGAAAUUACCUUAGAAAUACUAGAAGUGAUGAAACAUUUGGUUCAGCGUUUUCUGAUGAAUUGACUGAUAGUAAUUUAGGAACAAAAACCUUAUCAGAAAUGUCAAGUAAUAAAAAAAAUGCACAGAUGGAAAGUAUGUAUUCAUCAUUUGGUGGACAAUCUUCUUUGGGAAUUCUUGAAUUAGAUAAUAUGUCUGAUAUUGGUCAUUCAUACAAAAGAGAAUCAUUUCAAUAUAAUAUUCAUAAUAAUCAAACUGCUCUGCAACGUCGUUUAAGUCAAGCUACUCAAGCUAGAAACACUCUUGCUAGAGCAAGUUCCAUAAGAAAUAUUAUUAAUAAAAAUGAAGUCAGUGAGCAGAAUGCCAGGACAUCUUUAACAAAUGUAACCAAUGCAUUCAAUGAUAUGUUGAGAGGAGAUUUUAUUAAUUCCAAUAGUUCAUUUUCUAGUGAUGAUUUUAUAUGUGGUAGUGACUUUAAAGAAAAAUUAGCUGAAACUGAAGAAAUUAAUCGUAGAGAAUUUGGAUCAUUAUCUGAAAGUCGUUUUGAUUUUUCUUUGGAAGGAGAAAAGCAGUCAAAUGAAAAUGCAUCGUUUGCAGCUAAUUACUUUGCUGCUAAAAGUAUACCUGUUGAAGACUUAUCUGCAAUUUUUCCUAAACAAAAAAACUGCAAUGAAACAUUUAAAAAAGAGUUAAAAGGAAAUCAUUGUUCGUUUUUAGUUCCUAGUAAUGUCAAAAAUAACCCAGAAGAUCAACAAGCAAACAUAGGCUACAAAACAAUGUCCUCAAUUACUUCUUGGACUGACAGUCAUGUAUCCAAUAAUUUGUUAAAUUUAACAAGUUUGUCUGAUAUUUCUGAAGUAUUAACAUCUAAAACAAAUUCAGCUAAUCCAAAAGAAUUAACUGAAGCAUUGCUAUCAGGAGAUUUGUCUGAUGAUAGACAGUUGAAUGAAUCUUAUAAGUUUCCUCAAAGACGAUUAUCUACUUCCACUAGAUUUUCUUAUGCUUCGCAAAAUCUUGAGCAUGCAGAACUAUGUUUUCAAUCUUUAGACAAUUUAAGUUUUAUUUCUCCUCAAAAAAAUAUUACUAAUACCCAUGAAACAACUAUAGAAUUGAAUAAAAGUAUUAAUUCGGAAACAAAUUUUGAAGAUAAUAACGGAAAAAAUGAAGUAUGCAUUAAUACUUCAAAUCAGUAUACAUCAAACAAGUUUAAUUUAUCCAAUAAUCUUAACAAGAAACAGACAAAGACACAAAUAAAUAAUAGCUGUAAAUUUUUUUUAACAUCUAAAAGUGGAUAUUUUGAAGAUUGCACUUUGGGAACAUCAGAAAUAUCUGAAAACAAUAUUGAUCUUUCAAAUUUUUCUAUUUUAACUAAUAAUCAUGAAGUUCUGACUGAUAUGUCUUUUAAUAAAUCUACUAAUAUUUCUAAAGUUGUCUUUUGCAAUGAAGCUAUACAUCAAGAUAAAUUGAAUCAGUCAAAUGUUCAAGAUUACAGGAAAAUUAGUAAAAUACUUGAAAUUGGUGAUGUAUGUAUUGGAACUUAUUCUCAAGCUGUAAUUACAUUGGAAAAUCGAUUAACCAUUGAUGCGAAAUAUACUUUACAUUUAUUGGACAUGUCACUUAACCAUAUUAAUAAUUCUAAAUUUGUUGAUAAUAAACCGAUUGGAUCAAAUGUGGCAACUGUAUUUUGUUCAGAUAAAACUUGCAUUAUACCUCCAUUGUCUGAAGCUUCAUUUACUAUUGGGAUAAUUCCUUUAAUUUCUGGAAGUAUAAAUAUUUAUAUACAACUUAAAAGUAAUGAUGUAACUCAAGAAAUUUAUCGUAAUAUUCAAAUUAAUUCUAUUGAACCACAGGUUGCAUGGAUAAAUAACAGUUUUGGAUCUAUGGACUUUGGCUUAUUACCAGAGUUGUCUCAAAAGUCUUUACCAAUCAAAUUAUUAAAUAAGGGAACAUACCAAGUUCCUAUUAAAUUAAUUUUAAGCCAGGAUAACUGUGAUGUUAUUCAGGCCAAAGCCAUUCUAAAUCCAUCUGAAUUAUGGCAGUGUUAUGUGAACAUUCUCACAGCAGAUUUUUCAAAAUCUAAUUGCAAACUAACUGGUCGUCUUCAAGUAGUUUUAGAUUCUGUUGAAGAAUUGUCUACUAAUUAUUCGCCAUUAUUAUUCUGUUCCAAUUUAACAGGAUGUGUUUGUCUUACAUCUAUCUCUUUUGAUCAAAAUCCUUUAUUAUUGCAAAAAACUGGGCAGUUUUUGUUGAAUGGCACUAUAGAAAUAACCAACAAUAGUGAAAUUCCAAUUAGUUUGGUUGUACAGCAAAAUAAUAAACAAUGUGCAGAAUUUACAAUUCAGCCUGAUGAAUUCAAAUUAGCAGUUAAUGAAAAAGUAAAAUUGAAAGUAGUAUUUUUCCCAUCCAAGACAAUUAAUUCUUUCAAUGAAACAAGUAUUUGUUUACAAGUUGUGUCUUCACAGAAACAAUUUUUUUUUAAAGUCAAUUAUAUUGAAUCCAAUUUUGAGUUUCAACAAAUAGCUUCACCAUCUUCAAGACCUAUAUCUCCUUGGAGUACAAGUUCAUCCAGUGCAGUUGGAAGGUUGGAAUUGGAAUCUACAUGUUCAAGUUUAAUAUGGGGAAGUGUACCUUCAAAUACUAAAUCAGUGCAAAUAUUUACCUUACGUAACCGUGGUUCACAUAAAGAAAAAUUGCAUUUAAGAAUAAAAGAUAAUAAAAAUUGUUUUAAACUGAUAUCCUCUGGUGAAAAUCAAGUGUCAGAAAUGAAAUUGUUAUUAGAACCAAUGGAAAGUCAAAAACUCAGUGUUGCACUUAUAUCCACAUCAAAUGAAGGCCAGGCUUACGGUCAAUUAAUUUUACAAAGACAACAUAGCGAUGAGAAACGUGUGAUUUCAUUAUAUGGCUAUUGUGGUCAUUCAGUUAUUGUAAUUCGUGGUCCAUUUGAGGACAACUUUGGUAACAUGUGGCUAUAUCCAAAUCCACAACUUAUGACAUCUCAAUUGUCUAUAACAAACUCUGGAAAUACUGCUGCAUUUGUAAAAAUUAUUCAAGAAAAUGCAUCAGAAGAUAUAAUUCACCCUCACGAGUUUAUAUUAAAAAAAGGAGAAACUACUAAUGUUGAAAUAACAAUAAUUAUGAGUCCUGAACGGUUAGAAAUGUUAAUUGGACAAAAUUGUAGCUCAAAAGUCAUUAAUAUAAAUAAAAUAACAGUGAUUUAUGGUGAUGAAGCAUCGAGAAUGCGUGUAUCAAGAAUCUGGAAAAAAAAUAAUGAUAAAAAAAAAACUGUAUACCUAAACCAACAACGUUUAGAUGAAAUAUCAAACAUGUUCAAUGAUGUUAAUCUUGUUGAUGUGGGUCAUCUUGUAGACACCGAGAAAUCAUUAUCUAAAAUAUGGAAAACGGGCAUAAGUGAAGAUAAUAUUGUUGUUUUGAUGGAAACAAGUAAUUUAGAGUCAUUAUUAUGUGACACAACAACAGUUUUUAGUGAACUAGAGACAACUGUAAUCAGCAGACUACCUUAGCAACUGGCGAUUUUCUCAUAAAA
This is a messenger RNA of Melanaphis sacchari, 3868 nucleotides long. RefSeq lists its product as uncharacterized. The record is from RefSeq and is a predicted model, not a curated record. The transcript has 24 exons. The coding region runs from base 258 to 3845 and encodes 1195 amino acids. Lineage: Eukaryota; Metazoa; Arthropoda; Insecta; Hemiptera; Aphididae.